Penicillium alfredii is the source of this 1401-nucleotide messenger RNA. Its product is annotated as Spo7-like protein. The transcript has a single exon. NCBI's taxonomy places the organism in Eukaryota, Fungi, Ascomycota, Eurotiomycetes, Eurotiales, Aspergillaceae. Gene Ontology annotation, biological process: nuclear envelope organization. The coding region runs from base 1 to 1401 and encodes 466 amino acids. The record is from RefSeq and is a predicted model, not a curated record. Gene Ontology annotation, molecular function: protein phosphatase regulator activity; phosphoprotein phosphatase activity. Gene Ontology annotation, cellular component: Nem1-Spo7 phosphatase complex.
AUGGCAACUCCCUUGGAUCAGCUCGUCAAGGGCGCGGUCCCCGAUGCUCGCGCGUCUGCACCAGACCCGGUUGCUUCACAGCAAGCUCCUUCGGACUCUUCGUCCCCGCCACGAUCAUCGACUCCUGAUCCGCUAGCUACAUUACCCUCAUCGCCACCGCAGAUUUACCUGAACUUGCUGAUUCUCGAAACCUCGCUGCGAGCCCAGUAUCUGGCCUUGCGCGAGCGUCGCCGACAAAACACUUUCUUCCUACUUCUCUUGAUGACCUGGAUCGCCUAUUUCGCAUACGCUCUAUUUCUCCGCCCACGAGAAGAUGGUCGUGGGGUGGGCGGCUCGGUGUACUGGGUGGUUGAGAUGGGCGAGAAAGUCGCGCUACUUGGCGGGGUGGUGACUGCGCUCCUGGUCUGGGGAACUGGGCAAUGGGAGCGCGGAAUUCGCUGGCCACGGCGCUGGCUCGCCGUCGCCAAUCGUGGCCUGCGCAACAUGAAUACAAAAAUCAUUGUGAUUCGCGGCCCUUGGUGGCAGGAGCUGCUAUCCUAUGUCUCGUUCCUAUUCCCAUUCUCCGUCCCGUUCUUCCCAUCGCCCAGCGGCAAUUUCCACUGGGUCGAGCGAAAUCCCUCAGAGCGACGUGCCGGUGGUCGGCAGCACUACCAACAGUACUACAGUGGUGGCGACAGCGAGUCCGGUAUGGUAGAAGAAGAUCUGAGCCCCGGAGGGGACUACAUCCGUCUGCUUCUGCUGCCCAAGUCCUUCUCCCCAGAAUUCCGCGAGAACUGGGACGACUACCGCACGGAUUUUUGGGAGAAGGAGAACGAGCGUCGCGCUCAGUUGCGACACAAACUGCGCGAGCGCGAGCGCCAGCUUGCCCAGACCGAGGGAGGCUGGCUCGGACGUCUCGGUCUGGGAUGGUGCGCUUCCCACCGCCGCCGUCUUGUUGCUGCCACCAUCUACCGGCCCCUCGAACCAGAGACCAAAUACCGCCCAUAUCCACACCACCAUCACCAACCAUCUACCUCGUCGAAACUCAGUCAAGAGACUCGCGCACCCUCCGCGCGCCGCAGUACUCGCUCCGAGUCUCAUUCUCGGACCUCGUCCCGCAGCUCGACCCCGGUCGAUGCAGGCCACGAUGACCGGCCUCCUUCCCGCUCCUCCGCGUCUGGCCGGCCGCGCCGCGGCAGCAACACUCCGUCACUCCCUGGCACCGAUUCGAGUCCUCAACAGCGAAAGCGAAAGGGCUCUAAAUCGCUCCGCCGCGGCCUGUCGCCUCUCACGCAGGCACAGGUCCGUGAGGGUGUGCGAACCCCGUCUUUUUCCUCCGACGAAUCUGGAAUGCUUCCGUUGGAUGAAGAUAAGGAGGAGGCUAUACCAACAUCUGUACCGGAACAGAAUUCUGCAGCAUAG